Elgaria multicarinata webbii is the source of this 3422-nucleotide messenger RNA. It is a transcript of the gene PSMD14, whose product is annotated as proteasome 26S subunit, non-ATPase 14. The record is from RefSeq and is a predicted model, not a curated record. NCBI's taxonomy places the organism in Eukaryota, Metazoa, Chordata, Lepidosauria, Squamata, Anguidae. Gene Ontology annotation, cellular component: proteasome regulatory particle, lid subcomplex. Gene Ontology annotation, molecular function: protein binding; metallopeptidase activity; proteasome binding. Bases 354 to 1286 code for a protein of 310 amino acids. Gene Ontology annotation, biological process: proteasome-mediated ubiquitin-dependent protein catabolic process; protein deubiquitination. The transcript is spliced from 12 exons.
GGGUGGGCCCUUUCGUCUUUAUGGUUCAGCGUUUGGCCACGCGAUUGGUUGCCAGUGCGAGAACGGAAGACGAGGAAGAAAACCGAAGGGGGCGUCGCUCUUUGACCCCGGAAGCGUUUGUAAAAGGCCUCGGACGCUGUUCCAGGUUUGAAUGAAUCGGGCUGAUUCAUCGCGGCCCGGCAGAGCGGAAGGCGACACAGAACUGUUGUUCGGAGUAGAAAGAGCUGAAGCGGAGCCGGGUUGCAACGGCCGUAACGGCGACAGGUAGGAAUUAAAUUUCACCUGCAUCAAAACUUGGAGAUCCAGUUGAUAUCAAGAACAGAGUUGGUGAAAGGAACUUUAAACUAGAAAAUAUGGAUAGACUUCUGCGACUUGGAGGAGGUAUGCCUGGUCUGGGACAGGGGCCUCCUACUGAUGCUCCUGCAGUUGACACAGCUGAACAGGUUUACAUCUCUUCCCUUGCACUUCUGAAGAUGUUAAAGCAUGGUCGAGCUGGUGUUCCGAUGGAAGUUAUGGGGCUGAUGCUUGGAGAAUUUGUUGAUGAUUAUACCGUCAGAGUGAUUGAUGUGUUUGCUAUGCCACAGUCAGGAACGGGGGUUAGUGUAGAAGCAGUUGAUCCUGUGUUCCAAGCCAAAAUGUUGGAUAUGCUCAAGCAGACAGGAAGACCUGAGAUGGUUGUUGGCUGGUAUCACAGUCAUCCUGGCUUUGGCUGUUGGUUAUCUGGUGUGGAUAUCAAUACACAGCAGAGUUUUGAAGCCUUGUCGGAACGAGCUGUAGCUGUAGUAGUGGAUCCCAUUCAGAGCGUAAAAGGAAAGGUUGUUAUCGAUGCCUUCAGAUUGAUCAAUGCUAAUAUGAUGGUCUUGGGACAUGAACCAAGACAAACAACUUCAAAUCUGGGUCACUUAAACAAGCCAUCUAUCCAGGCUUUAAUUCAUGGACUGAAUAGACAUUACUACUCCAUUACUAUCAACUACAGGAAGAAUGAACUAGAACAGAAGAUGUUGCUCAAUUUACAUAAGAAGAGUUGGAUGGAAGGUUUAACCCUUCAAGACUACAGUGAACACUGCAAACUGAAUGAAACGGUGGUGAAGGAAAUGCUGGAAUUAGCAAAGAACUACAACAAGGCUGUGGAGGAAGAAGAUAAGAUGACACCUGAACAGCUGGCAAUAAAAAAUGUUGGCAAGCAGGACCCCAAACGUCAUUUAGAAGAACACGUGGAUGUGCUGAUGACUUGCAACAUUGUUCAGUGUUUAGCAGCAAUGUUGGAUACCGUUGUAUUUAAAUAAUGACUUACUCAGAAAUGCUGUUUCCUGUCUAUAAUCCUCCAUUGUAUAAAGUACUGAGACUAAGAUAUAUUUGGAUGUCAAAGACAUCUGGCAUCAUUUGAAGUCUAAGAGCAUCACUCUAACACCUCUUCAUCUCUAUUGUGCAAUUAGCUAAGAGAAUGUCAGGAUAUCUGCAGAUUCCAGAGCAAUUCAAGAACUGAAUUAGGAAACGUGUUUUCAUUUUAAUAUUUUGAAGAUAAUUGGCAGUACAUAUACAUUGAUUAUUGCUGUGUAGUUUUUUUUAAAAAAACAAAAACCUGUAAACCUUACUUAGUGUUCUGUUGGUGAUGUUCAUGAAUUGGGGGAGGGUCUUUCUGUUGUUGACAAUUCUGUACGAAGCUGAACAAGCAGAGAAAUAUAUUUCAGUAAGCUGACAAAACAUAGAGGCCUGUGGUAUGGAUGUGGUUUUUGCAGAGACCUGUUCUACCCGCAAGAAGCAUUAACAUAGUCUUGUAUUUUGCUAUGGCACAGGGCUGAGCCCCAGAAUCUUUUUUUAAACAGCUUAAAAUGCAAGAAGUGCUACUAGAACACUCAUAAGCAUCAGAAAAGCACUUCUCAGCACUGAGUACAUGGUUUGUUGCUAUCUCCUCUGGGAUUAGAGCUUUUCAGAUCUGUGGGAUGUGGUUUCCAAGGAGGCUUGGGCCUUCCGCGUAGCCAUUAACCACUGAUCAUGGCUGUUUGCCAAAACAGGAAAUCACUGCAAACAUCUGUACAAAAGAAAAUGGAAACAAGUUACACAGUACUGGAGUUUAGUUUGUCUGGCUUAGGCUUAAUGAAUAGCCUCUGAAAUGUAUCAGUCAGAAACCUAGAUAGUUGAAAGUGAUGAUAGCUGCCAUUAGUUUGAUAUGAAAGCCCAGUUAAUCUGAGCAAUAGUUUUAGACAAGGGGAUUCCUACUGGAGUUAAACCAAAAGACAUUUAUGGGAUGAGUGCCUGAAGGAGAAAGCUAAGAAAGAAGUAUCUCAAAUUAUCAAAUGCUCUGUGAACAAAUGAACUUACUAAAAUGUUUGUGAGAACCUGGUAAGGUAAUCAUGAAACUGGCUCCAGCUUCCAGGUAUAGUGCUCUAAGCUAUGAAGAGGGUUCUGUAUAUUUUACAACUGUUCUGUAGAGAACAGAAUUCUGUAUUUCAAGAACCUCAGUUUUCAGUCCUUUUUUUCUUCCCAUCGCCAUCAACUUUGUUAUGGUCACCAGCCAGAAUUUACACCUACAAAAGAGUGGGGAGAAAUUAAGUACAGAUUUGAGAGAUAUGCAACGAAAUCAAUUCUAGAGAGACCUGGUUCUCAUAGCAUUUAGAAAGAAUUUAGCGAAAGCCUCUGUUGUGAUUCUUGUCCUCUGUGGCCCUGAAGCAAUGAAGAAUCUGGUGUCCAGCAAUAAUUUCUUUCUAUAAUCUUUAUAUAAAAAAAGCAACAGAAUAGAACGUGAAUAACCGAUUCAGUUUCAUUGCUUCCACAUGGGCUUAAGUGAUCCGGAAAACUGAUUUACUGAAAUCUCCCCUGUAACAGCGCAGAUGGCAGGACGUUAAAUCUUGCCAGAGUUAGUGCAUGCCAAUAUUUGGGGAUGUUAAGCAUUGAAAAAUAUUUCGCUUCUGCCAUUCCGUAACUAUCCACUGCAGUUCUUAAAACUUGUAGGUUACAGUCCCUUAUCCUUUGAGACAAAAGAGUUUUGGCCCAAGAUUUCUUGCUCUUAUUGGCUGCAAAGAGCCUCCUAAUACAAUCUCAGAAGGCAAUUAAAAAGUUAAGUGUACACAAUCUUAAAAGUAAUAACCCUAUUACAAACUGCAAUAAAAUAGAGAUGCUCUUUGUCAACAUAUUCUGUAAAUACAGUUCCAAGUGUAUACUGAGAAAUCAAAUCACAAACAUACCUUCACAGAAAUUAUUUUGGGUUAAAUCUUUUUUAUUAGUAUUUUUUUUAAAACCACAAGAAAAAUAAAUAUUUACCAUAAUAGAGCUUAAGAAGGAAUCAAGCACAUUUAAACCAUAAACAAAAGGGAACCUUCAAGACUCAUUCAAGAGAAACUUUUAUCAGAAUAUUUUUUUUGAAUCUGUAAGCAAGAAAUUGCAUUUACAAAAGUGAAUAAAGGCAGACCAGUUACUAUUGA